CAAACAUUAUCUCAUCAAUACUUCUUUAGAAUUAAGAACGAUAAUUUGUUUGAUUCAACAGUUUAUAAUGAAAAGAGAACCUUUAAUGCAAAGAAAGAACUAAACGAAUGUACUCAGUCAAAGUAUUGCCUUAGAAAUAUUAAUAACUUUCUUAUCUUAUCUUCUCCAAAUAUUAUCGUGUUCAAAUGAGUUCACUUCACAUCAGUCGGUAUUGGAAUUCGGACAACAUAAGAGCUUAAAUAUGACUGAUUUAAUUACGACGAGGGUUCAAUAUGCUGUCGUUAUCGGGAUUUCUAUUAUCAUGUUAUGGAAGUUGCUUAAGAAACGACCAACAAAAAAUAUUCCUAAAAAGUGGAAAAAAGUUGGAGAGCUUUCUGAUUUAAUGUGCUUUCCAAUAAAAUCCGGUGGAGUCGUCCGUUCUGAUGAAUUCGAUUGUAUUAAUAUUGGUUUGCAAAAAAAUUAUAUUCGUGACCGCACAUUUAUGGUUGUGAAUAGCAGUGGUGAAUUUAUAACAGCUCGAGCCCAUCCAAAACUUGUUCAAGUAGCACCAUACGUUGAUAAUGACUAUAGUGUAAUGAUUCUUUCGGCACCUGACAUGAGUAACAUUAACAUUGAUGUCGCUCAACUUUCUACCCUGAAACCAAAGAAAGCUGUGGUUUGGGGAGAAGCUGUUGAUGCUAUUGAUGCUGGCGAUGAUGCUGCGCGUUGGUUUUCACAAUUCAUCCUUGGUAAAGAAAGUGGUCUUCGUCUUGUAUUUUAUCCUGCUUCAUAUCCAACACGAGACGUUCGUGAGAAGAAUAAAGUUUUUAAAUCAGCGGUUCCUGCAGAUACUGGUGCAUUGCAUGAUGCAACGAGCUUCAUGUUAAUAAAUGAAAGUUCUAUUGAAGAACUAAAUUCAAGAGUAGAAAAGUAUGUCACGCCACUUCAAUUUCGUCCAAAUUUUGUUGUCAAAGAAGUCAAACCAUAUGAAGAAGACAGUUGGAAAUGGAUAAAAAUAGGAGAGGAAGCUGUUUUCGAAAACGUUAAACCAUGUACCAGAUGUAUUUUCACAAAUAUUGAUCCUAUUACUGCUGAAAGAAAUUCCAAUGAAGAACCUUUAAAAACUUUGAAAACAUAUCGUAAAUUUGAAAACUGUGGAGAUAGCCCAGUCAUGGGCAUUCAUCUUGGAUUAAGGAGAAAAGGUGUUAUCAGAUUAAACGACCCCAUUUAUAUUGAAGAAAACUAACUUUUCCAAUCUGAAUAAACAUAGUCAAACAUAGAAAGCAACAGGUUGGUUUAUUUUUUAACCAUAGAUAAAUAAACUUUCAAAACAUGUAAAUUGUUCAGAAUAACAUUUAACUUUCAAAUGAUGAAAAUAAACUCUUGUGGAAAAAGGAAAAACAUCAAGUAAAUCGUUAGAAAUGAACGGAAGAAGACUUCAUUCAUAAUUUAACAGCUUUCAUCUAAUAAAAUAUUUAAUUCGCAU
Clunio marinus is the source of this 1465-nucleotide messenger RNA. NCBI's taxonomy places the organism in Eukaryota, Metazoa, Arthropoda, Insecta, Diptera, Chironomidae. The record is from the annotation of a GenBank genome assembly.